UCUUCUUCAGCUUGGUUUCAAAAUCUAACUGUCUUCUUGACCUUUUUGGUUUAAAAACGCGGAAGACGACGUAUUGUCUGUCACAGCGCCGUAGGUUUUACAAAAAUUCAAAAAGUUACUGGCAAAAAAAAAAAAAAAAAAAAAAAAAAAAAUUGAAAUUGCAGAAAAUGGAGAAAAGGCUCCGGUCAUCUCUCAAGACAUCCGCCGACGAAUUCAUCUCAACCGCCAUCAAAUUAUCCCUAAAAACCUCAAAGGCGGCGCUGAAAUCAAUCAUCUACGCCGUGAAACCCUCGUCAGACCUCUCAUCUUCUCUCCCACUCGCUCUUCACAAGUCAAUCCACCAACACACAGAAUCCUUCCAAAAACUCGAUGAUGAUGAUGAUACUACUACUCCCUACGUCCCUUCUCCUUCCAAUUCGCCUCCGCCGAAACGCCAACGAGUUGGAUCCGUACUGGAUUCGGGUCAGCGUAAGCAGGAGAUCCUCCUCAGUUCUCUUGAGGUUCUUUCUCAUGCUGUUCAUCUAUGUCUUCUGAAUCCCAAAAAAGCUUUUUCAACUUCGGAUUUACUUCCCGCUGCUCAAUUUUUGCACGAUAAUCUUAGACUGUUCGAGUCGGAUUCGGUUCUGUGUCUCGAGAUUGCUGGGAUUUGUGAGUGUUGGUGGAAGGAAGGUUUAGUGGGAAGAGAGUCUUUGAUUUCGCAGUCGUUACCGUUUUUGCUUUCGAGGUCAUUGACCUUGAAGAAGAAAGUUGAUGUUCAUAGAGUGUAUAUGCUUAGGGAAGCGUUUACGUUGUUUGAUUUUGAGGAUGAGAGUAUUGAAGAUCUGAGGAUGUUGCUGAUGCGCUGUGUGGUUUCUCCUCUGUAUGUGAAGACUGAAGAUGGUCAGAGGUUUGUUUCCUUUGCCUUUGGGCUUAGUCGACAGUUGAUGAAGGCCGGUCUUGCUGUUGUUAAGGCUCAGAUCCCUUUGGCGAGGAAGUCUGUGCUUGAGGGUUUUGGUGGGAUUUUAUUUAGAGCUUGGAAAGAAGUGGAGCAGCAAGAUUUGAAAGGUGAGAUUGAAGAUGGGUUUUUACAGGGGAUUAUUGAUACUUGUAUUCACGCUAGUUCUUGCGCCUUUUCUGCUUCUUUAAGGAGGGUUUUGGAAGGCUUUAUCAGUCAGCGAACGACUCAAGGAGUUGAGAAGCUUCUCUUUAGCCUUGCUGAGCCUAUGAUAUUUCGAUCAUUGCAGGUUGCAAAUUCAAAUGUUCGUUUAAAUGCUUUACAUUUGCUUCUGGAUCUUUUCCCCAUGGAGGAUCCUGAUGCAACAAAAGAAGCAAAAGAUAGCCUACUUGACAAACAGUUCUACUUGCUGGAAAAAUUGAUGAGUGAUGAAUGUCCAGAUGUGAGGUCCGUUGCUGUGGAAGGUCUCUGCCGAGUUUUCUAUCUUUUCUGGGAAGUGAUCCCAUCAGCAACAAUUACCAAGGUCCUCACAAAAAUUUUCGAUGAUAUGUCACAUGAAUCGUGCAGUGAGGUUAGACUUUCAACGGUUAAUGGUAUAACUUACCUCCUCGCAAACCCACAAUCCCAUGGCAUACUUAAAGUGGUUCUGCCAAGACUGGGGCAUUUGAUGCUAGAUAGUGUUACUUCAGUACGCGUUGCCAUGGUAGAUCUGCUGCUUCUUUUACGAGAUGUUCGUGCUUUCCAGGAUCCAAAGGUGUGGGAGGAACCAAUGGCGUUCAACCCGGAGAGGUUUAUUGGGGCCCAAGAAGAAUCGGUGGACAUUACCGGUAGCAGAGGGAUAAAGAUGAUGCCGUUUGGAGCUGGAAGGAGGAUAUGUCCAGGGAUUGGGCUAGCAAUGCUGCAUCUGGAGUACUAUGUGGCGAAUAUGGUGAGGGAGUUUGAGUGGAAAGAGGUCCAAGGUCAUGAGGUUGACUUGACGGAGAAGCUCGAGUUCACCGUCGUCAUGAAACACCCGCUUAAGGCUCUUGCUGUGCCUAGGAGAAAUUACUAG
This is a messenger RNA of Camelina sativa (false flax), 1985 nucleotides long. The record is from RefSeq and is a predicted model, not a curated record. NCBI's taxonomy places the organism in Eukaryota, Viridiplantae, Streptophyta, Magnoliopsida, Brassicales, Brassicaceae.